Dacryopinax primogenitus is the source of this 981-nucleotide messenger RNA. RefSeq names its product heme-thiolate peroxidase aromatic peroxygenase (gene HTP6). NCBI's taxonomy places the organism in Eukaryota, Fungi, Basidiomycota, Dacrymycetes, Dacrymycetales, Dacrymycetaceae. The coding region runs from base 1 to 981 and encodes 326 amino acids. Gene Ontology annotation, molecular function: peroxidase activity. The record is from RefSeq and is a predicted model, not a curated record. The transcript has 3 exons.
AUGGUCAACAUCCUGCUUAACGUUGUCUCCCGCAUCAUCCUGGGCGUGGCUGACUCACUCUGGCACACCCUCACAUUGACCUACGUCAUGGUCUGGGACAGCACCUUCCUGCUGCUCAACACGUUCACCUUCCAAAAACGCAGGGGCAGCCUCAUACCCCCAGGGAGACCGGGACACGGCGGUCAAUGGCCGGAAUGGCACCCUCCAGUCGCGAGCGACAGCCGCUCUCCCUGCCCUGCGCUAAACGCGAUGGCGAAUCAUGGAAUCCUCCCCCGCGACGGGAAGAAUAUCCCCUUCAGGGAUAUGAGCCGCGCCAUUCGAGAGACAUACAACUUCGCUCCUACGUUCUGUUUCUUCGUCCCCCUGUACAUGGCCCGCGUGCUCGGCCGGUCCUACACGCACGGCACGGUCAACCUGGCGGAUGUCAGCCUGCACAACGGAAUAGAACAUGACGCUUCCCUCCUCAGGCACGACACGUUCCUCUCCCCUGGCGGCGAUCAGGGGAAGCCCUCCCGAGACCUGAUCGACGGGUUCUUCGACAGUGUCAAGGGGGACAAAGUGACGGUGGACGAUAUGUCCCAGUAUAGCGAGCUGAGACGAGCAGACUGCAGAAGGGACAACUCCCAGUUCUCUAUGAACACUUUCCAGAAGCUCUUCAGUAGUUCCAACUGCGCAACCUUCAUCCGCACUUUUGGAGGGUCGAUCCCCGACCUCAAGUCCUGGUUAUAUGACGAGCGCCUGCCCGAGGGGUGGGAGCCAGCAGGACGUGCCGCUUGGGGCGUGACGAUGGGUGCGUUCCAGACGACAGUGCUGAGGAUCGAGGCUGGGAUCAGGCCGUGGGAGAGUAUGGAUUCCGCUAUUGGGGAUCUGGGGGGCAGGUAUGGGUUGCCUACGGGCGAGCGCGAUGCCAAGACCGAGGGAAUUGGGGAGAGGGCGGCACUCCUCCCUGGGUGGAAGAAGGCGCAAGUGAAUGGUGAUUGA